UUUUUAUAUAGUUACAGAGUUCAAAGCUAAUAGUAAUUAUAUCUAAAAACAAUAUUUGGAAGCAGAACUCCAGUUCUCACGAGCGUGAGUUCUCCCGUUCGUCUCAUGAGUGCCAGAACUUAUCCAAGUCCCUACGUGGAGUCUGACGAUAUCUUGGGACCAAUAAACGACGCAAACGGAAGGACGGCGAGCGCCAAGACUUACAGUAGCGUGAGGAAGGUGAUGGGAAGUGACGCUGAGUACAACAACAUGGAUCGCGACCCUAACAAUCUCAACCACCACCUCCAGGUGAUGUGGGACGAUGUAGUUGGUGAGCCCGAAGGACUCCACUCAAUGGACUCCUGCUGGAACUGCUCGCGCAAAACCUACGACGUGUCACGAACUUGUUGCUACGGUCUCCUUGUCAUCCUCUUCGGACCGCUCAUCGCGCUCAUCAACGGCUGCAACUUUGCCUGCCUGUCCUUCGGCCAAAUUUGGUGCGCUGGACCUUGUCUUCGGUGCUGUAAAAUCAACUGCGGCACAUUUAGAAAGUUCACAGAGACUUGCCUGCUCGCCGUAUGCGCGCCCUACGUCGAGGUCUGCGCUCUCAUCUUCUCGAAGAUCAAAGUCAGGCACCAGAAGCUGCCUGAAGCCGACACCGACAACGCUGCGGACUACUUCAAUGUUUAGUAAUGCAUUGCAUUCGGAAUGAUCGCCGGCGACCAAAAGACAAAAUUAGUUUACUAAAGAGCAGAGUAAUUUGCUCUACAUCUUUCUGCGUUUCAUGAAAUAUUUUUUUCUAUUGAUUUUAUCAUUAAUGCAACAUGUGAGCAAACUUUUAUCAUGUGAGCAAAUUUUAUUCAUUUUUAUCAUUAAUGCAACAUGUGAGCUGAAGCAUUUUAAGGAUUUAAAUACAUUUUAAUUUCUUAUCCAAAUGAAAUAAAGAAUUUUGUAGCGCAAGUAAAUGUAAAUGAAAUUCAGAAUGUAAUCACACCUGAGUUUUAACUCCAAAACGCAAUAAUAAUUGCAAUUACGAUAUUAUAAUUAUAUUUAUUUAACAGUUAAAUUACUAUUUCCCAGCCAGCCUGGUUAUUUUUUUAAAUUUAUUUAAUUUAUAUUUAAGAGGGUUCAGAACACAAUUUUUUAAUUUAUUUGCAGAACACCCGCUACGUAACUCAUAUCUCUAAUUAAGUGAACUAAAACCAUUCAAAUACAUUUUUUUUCCACGAUCAAAAAUGCACAAGAGUUUGUAGAGUGCCUUCAAGUGAUGAAUCACGAUCCGUCCAAUGAAAUCAUUGGCCGUUUUGGUGGUCAUUAAUUUUUUAUGUCAUAACAACUUUCAAUAUCAUAUCAUCUGCAAGAAUUUUUUGUCAUAUAGUAACCAAUAUGAUAAAAAGUGAGUAAGUGGCGAAUUUUCAAUAAAAAUUCUUGCGUGUUGAAGCGUGAAAAAAUCCGAUAUCUAAAUUUCGAUUGUAAAAUGAUGUUCGAGAAUCAAGCGAACAGGAGACUUAAAUCUAUAAAAAUAUAACUCAGUACUCACUGCAGUGAGUGACAGAGAG
This is a messenger RNA of Hyalella azteca, 1538 nucleotides long. Its product is annotated as caveolin-3. Bases 106 to 669 code for a protein of 187 amino acids. Gene Ontology annotation, biological process: caveola assembly. The record is from RefSeq and is a predicted model, not a curated record. Gene Ontology annotation, cellular component: caveola. Lineage: Eukaryota; Metazoa; Arthropoda; Malacostraca; Amphipoda; Hyalellidae. The transcript has 4 exons. Gene Ontology annotation, molecular function: molecular adaptor activity.